Messenger RNA from Carassius gibelio (silver crucian carp), 2306 nucleotides. Its product is annotated as retinol dehydrogenase 7-like. The coding region runs from base 208 to 1194 and encodes 328 amino acids. Gene Ontology annotation, molecular function: oxidoreductase activity. The transcript is spliced from 6 exons. NCBI's taxonomy places the organism in Eukaryota, Metazoa, Chordata, Actinopteri, Cypriniformes, Cyprinidae. The record is from RefSeq and is a predicted model, not a curated record.
ACACAAAAAAAGGCCUAACAGCAAUACAGUGGGAUUGGAGAUUAGAAAUUGUGGCUCUGGCUGAUAGAAUCAGCUUUAGGGAUAAAGACGCAGACCCACUUCAGAUCACUCACCAAACACGUUCAGGACCUCCAGCUCCAGAGCCAAGAAGGGAAAAGCAACUGUUUACAAAACAUCUUUCGCAGAAUCACUCAGGCGGCAGAAACGAUGUACGAGUACUUGAGUAACAAUUGCACGUGCACAUAUGUCUUGGGUGCGUUUGUGCUGCUAUGGGUUCUGGUGUGGUUCUACCGGGACAACUUGGAGAUCACCAAGGUCUCGGAGAAACACGUUUUUGUGACCGGUUGCGACUCUGGGUUCGGAUACCUACUGUGCAAGCGGCUGGACAAACGUGGUUUCCGCGUCCUAGCCGGGUGUUUCACGGAAAAGGGUGCAGAAGAUCUGAAGAGCGCGACAGGACCUUACCUGAAGACCUGCAUCUUGGACGUGACCAGCACGGCCAGCAUUCAGAAGGCUUUGGAAUGGACCAAAAAAGAAGUUGGAGAUAAAGGACUUUGGGGUCUGGUGAACAACGCAGGACGCUCCCUUCCCAUGGGUCCGUCAGAGUGGAUGAAAAUCGAAGACUUCCAAAGCACGCUUAAAGUCAACAUGACUGGCAUGAUCGAGAUGACCAUGGACUUCUUGCCUCUUGUCAAAAAGGCCCGUGGACGACUGGUGAAUGUGGCGUCAGUUUUGGGAAGAGUGGCAGCUAACGGCGGAGGAUACUGCAUCUCAAAGUUCGCAGUGGAAAGCUUCUCUGAUUGUCUCAGGAGGGAUAUCCAAAAUUUUGGGGUCAAUGUGUGCAUCAUUGAACCUGGUUUCUUCAAGACUCAGGUGACCAGCUUAGAGCCCAUCGAGAGGGAACUUCAUCGCCUCUGGAACCAGCUGACCCCUGAAGUGAAGGAGAGCUAUGGAGACAAAUACUUGGAUAAAUACAUCAAUAUCCAGAGGCUGAUCAUGAACACCAUAUGCGAUUCUGACCUCAGUAAAGUGACCAACUGCAUGGAACAUGCCCUGCUGGCCGUCCACCCAAGAACACGCUACAGCGCAGGCUGGGACGCCAAGCUCUUGUGGAUUCCCUUGUCUUACAUGCCUGCUUGUGUUGUAGAUAUCGCGCUGAAGCUGGUGUUGCCAAAGCCUGCAAAAAGUGUCUAGAUUUGGAAGUAAUCUUAGGCCACAUAUGUUUAACUCUUAUCUUUCAUUUCCCUCUUAUGAUACACUAUAGAUACUUUAUUUUGGGGUCUUACUAAUGGCGCUUUUCCACUGCCUGUUAUGGCAUGGUAUGGUUCACUUUUGGGGGGUUUUCUACUGGAUACAGCACCUGGUAAGUUUUUUAGUACCACCUCGGGUUCCAAGUAAACCGUACCGUUACCAAACAUGAUUCUUAAACUGAUCACUGAUUGGCUGGAGAGAAUCGUCACUACCUGCGUCACAGAGACACAACAGGACCAUUGCCAGCGAAAGAGAUCGAACGUAACUGUUUUGAACGAGUGCACCUUUUUUUUUUAACAACCCCAAAAAUGGUUGUUUCGUUGUCAGUUGAGGACGUUCAGGUUUUCUUCUCAUUGAUAGCAGAGGAGCGGAGAUUGGGAGAGUGAGAGCUAGAUGGGACAACACGUAAUGACAAUUUUUUUCAACAAAUAAUAAUAAUGCUGACAAAUAAUGCUACAGAUCAGAUUAGUAUUUAUGGUACUGUAAGGGGUAGGUGUACAAGUUAAUAUUUUAUUAAUACCUUAUUUAUAUCAUGAUGAAAGCAAAAUCACUUUUCGCUAUCGCACUUUCCGCUUUAUCGCAAUAAACUGAAGGUAGCAAAAUCUGACAAGGUAGCACAAAUCGUCAAAACAAACAGAAUAAUCACACCCACUCUAAAGCGGUACUAAACUGCAGUGGAAACGCACACCGAGCCAUGCUGUGCCAUACUGAACCAUGCCAAGCCGAGUCGUACCAAGCAGUGGAAAUGUGCUAAUAGUAACUAGAGUUUAUAAACACUGUGAAUUUAAUAGUGCAUUAAUGAUGCAAAGUUAUCUGGUAACUUAACAUUAUCAGUAAUUUUGUAUAUUUAUGAACCAUUAUACAUAGUUACAAUGUGCCUUGAAACUGCAUCACCAGUUUUGCCUGUUGGUCAUCUAAUGUAGAUGUGUUGCUAAAGUGCCACCUACUUUGAGUUUUGGCGUUAUAUUUGUACGAAACUGUCAGAAUUACUGUUUUAAGGGGAAAUUGAGUUAAUAUAACUGUAUAAACAUGAUUCAAUAAAUGUUAUAAGAACA